GACGUCAUUUCCGCAUGAGGCAGGUUACAGAGCUGCUUACUGAUCAGCUCCUGACAGAGGGACAGAUCAGAGGUGACCGGUCCUUCCUAACUAUACCCUGGAGUGGACAUCUAGUGACUGCUGCAGACAGGUCGUGGCUGAGCAUGGAUAACCCCUUUAAGAACAGUUCCCCUGAGCACCACUAGGUGGUGACCUCACUCCAGCCUUGAGAUGCCUUCUCACUCAGUAUCUGUGGGAGGUUCAGGGAAGGGAGUGCCUGGAGAAUCUUCUUGCAGCCUGGCAUCUUCCUAGUGAUGAGUCCCCUGCUGUCCCUAUUGUAAUGAUCACAUGUUCUGCUCACACCUGCGCUGGGCUUUAUUGUCAGAAGCCUCAGAGGAGCUGGUGAUCUGUGGAUGAGAGAGCAGACCCCUCUGAUGCCAUCCUCAGCCAGGUGCCCAGGCUGGAGAGAAGAACACAACAAGAGUUUGGCAGGACUUGGAGAUGAUCUUGUAAAGUUUCUUAUUUUUGGAAGGAUUCUUGGGAAGAUCCAGGGAAGCUGGAGACCUGAUGAAGGAAGAAGCCCUGAUGUUCUUACUGGAUUAAUGGCUUUAUGAUCUUAGCUUAUAGAAAACAACUUAACAUCUAUUUCUGUUGAGUGUUGAAGUUUGCUGUGACUAUUACUAACCUGAUCUUGACUAUAGUAGGAAACCAACUUUAAAAAAUGAGUAAUCAAAAUGACCUGGAGAUGCUGAAUCCCAGUUGGUGUCCACCUGGAUACUAGAGCUUGGCUUAAAGGGGCUGCACAACCAACAUUGCCAGAAGGACUUUAUUUAUGCACUGGAUUGUCAGUCUUGGAGGGAACAUGGAAUUCCAUCAAAAACUUGGAUGACCAAUUGUUGGUGGCUGAUAAGUGGAGGGACCUCCCAGCUCUGUAAGUGUUGCAGGCAGCUGCUGCCUGGCUCAUUCUAAAGGGAGUGGUUACCUUGAGACCAGUCCUAACUACUGAGCACAGAUCACACAUCCCAAAAACCUUCGCAGAGUUUGCAGUCACACAAGCCUCAGCAGCUGUUUCCAAUGCGAUAAGUAAGAAUUAGGACAGAAGGAGCAGGAUGAAAAUAUGGCAGUCCUGUUGUUGCCACCAGGUCCUGACGGCUUCCGCCGUUUCACCCCAGAAUCAUUGGCUGCUAUUGAGAAGCGUAUCGCUGAGGAACAGGCCAGAAGUGCCAAAAAGGAAUACAGAGAAGGAGAGAACAAUGAAAAUAAAGAGGAAUUACCUAUACCACAUCCCGACUUGGAGGCUGGCAAACAGCUGCCUCGAAUUUUUGGGGACUUUCCGUCACAUCUCAUUGGGCAACCCCUCGAGGAUAUUGACCCAUUCUACAGAAAUCAGAAGACCUUUAUAGUACUAAACAAAGGGAAGACAAUCUUCAGAUUUAGUGCCACUCCUGCUUUGUAUAUAAUUAGUCCCUUCCAUCCUAUCAGAAGAGCUGCAAUCAAAAUUUUGGUACAUUCAUUGUUCAGUAUGUUUAUAAUGUGCACUAUCCUCACAAACUGCGUGUUCAUGGCUAUGUCGGACCUGGGAACAUGGGGCAAAUACGUAGAGUAUACUUUCACUGGCAUUUAUACUUUUGAAUCAUUGAUAAAAAUUCUGGCAAGAGGAUUCUGUUUGAAAGAAUUCACCUUCCUGAGGGACCCAUGGAACUGGCUGGACUUCAGUGUUAUUGUCAUGGCAUAUGCCACUGAGUUUGUGGACCUGGGCAAUGUGUCAGCUUUAAGGACAUUCAGAGUACUUCGAGCUUUGAAAACAAUCUCGGUCAUUCCAGGACUGAAAACCAUUGUUGGAGCCCUUAUCCAGUCAGUAAGGAAGCUUGCAGACGUUAUGAUUUUAACUGUUUUUUGUUUGAGCGUCUUUGCCCUGAUAGGGCUUCAGCUUUUUAUGGGCCACUUGAAACAAAAAUGUGUUCGAAAUUAUACUGAGUUUAAUCGAAGCCAAUCGGACCUUUUUUUCUGGGGCAUGGAUAACACGUCCUGGUCGUCUUACGAGGAGUUCAUCCUAGACGAAAAAAAUAUCUACAGAAAGAAUGGAUCAGCAGAUCCUUUACUGUGUGGAAACAGCAGUGAUGCUGGGAAGUGCCCGGAAGGUUUUGUUUGUCUGAAGGUUGGAAAAAACCCCAAUUAUGGUUACACCAGCUUUGAUACAUUUGGAUGGGCUUUCCUUUCUCUGUUCCGACUUAUGACGCAAGAUUUUUGGGAAAACUUAUAUCAACAGACUUUACGAGCUUCAGGGAAGACAUACAUGAUAUUUUUUGUCUUCGUCAUUUUUUUGGGUUCAUUUUAUCUGGUAAACUUAAUCCUCGCCGUGGUAGCCAUGGCUUAUGAAGAACAAAACCAAGCCAGCAUUGCUGAGGCAGAAGCAAAGGAUAAAGAGUUUCAACGAGCGAUGGAACAGCUAAAGAAGGAACAAGAGAUGUUGGCAAUUAAAGGGACUGAUGGGGGUUCGUACAGCUCAUGUGAAAUGUCACCAUUCAGCUCCAAAAGUGCCAAAGAAAGAAGGAAUCGAAGAAAGAAAAAAAAAUCUUCCGAAGUGGACGAGUAUAAUGACGACAUAAGAACUAACAGAGGGGAAUCGGAUGAAGAGAGUGGACGAAAACCGUCUCUUCUCGGCAUUGGCAUUGGGCCUCUCUCUGGUAGACGAAGGAAAAGCAAUGGUAACAUUUUUAAUUUCCGUCCAAGAGACCUUUGCUCAGAGACUGAUUUUGCAGAUGAUGAAGUAAGCAAUGCCAGCUAUGGUCACAGAGGAUCUUUGCUCGUCCCGCGUGCGGGAAGACGCCAAAGUAUACAGAGCCAGACGAGCGCCAACUCCCAUCCGAACACACCCGGGUUCACGCAGAAUGGCAAGAGAAACAGUUCCGUGGAUUGUAAUGGCGUAGUGUCUUUGGUUGGAGAAGCUGGCACCUACUCAAAUCCAACUUCCCCUGGAGGUUUACAGUUGCCGGCGGUCAUUGUGGAGAAGUCGGGAACAGAAGAAAACAUGUCUCCGUCAGACCUUGAAAUGAGUAAGAUGCAGCUGCUGAUGCCUCAUCGACUCUCUGUAGAAUACAUGGAUGUGCCGUUUCAGAGACCGCGAGCAGUGAGUGCAGUCAGUGUCCUCACCAACGCCAUGGAAGAACUGGAAGAAUCCCGCCAGAAAUGUCCUCCUUGCUGGUAUCAUUUUGCCCGUACCUUCCUUAUCUGGGAAUGUUGUCCUCUGUGGUUACAAAUCAAGAAAUUUGUGAAAUUUGUAGUAAUGGAUCCGUUCUCUGAUCUAACCAUCACUAUAUGCAUAGUACUAAACACCCUAUUCAUGGCUUUGGAACAUUACGAUAUGGACAAGGACUUUGAGAACAUGCUAACCACUGGAAACUAUGUUUUCACUGGAAUUUUUACAGCUGAAAUGGUCUUCAAAAUUAUUGCCUUAGAUCCUUAUUACUAUUUCCAGCAGGGAUGGAAUAUUUUUGAUAGCAUCAUUGUAAUUCUGAGUUUAUUGGAAUUCUGCUUGUCCAGUCUCGCCAGUAUGGGAAAUCUGUCAGUUCUACGUUCUUUUCGACUUCUUCGGGUUUUCAAAUUGGCAAAGUCUUGGCCGACAUUGAAUACUCUCAUCAAAAUCAUUGGCAAUUCUGUUGGUGCUCUUGGGAACCUAACCCUUGUUUUGGCUAUCAUCGUUUUUAUUUUUGCCGUUGUUGGAGUCCAGUUGUUUGGACGGAACUAUUUGGAUUGUGUUUGUAAAAUCAAUGAUGACUGCAAGUUACCACGAUGGCACAUGAAUGACUUUUUUCAUUCGUUCCUAAUUGUGUUUCGGGUUUUGUGUGGAGAAUGGAUUGAGACCAUGUGGGAUUGCAUGGAAGUAAGCGGCCAGCCCUUGUGCAUCCUUGUCUUCAUGCUUGUUAUGGUUAUCGGAAACCUAGUGGUUCUCAACCUUUUCCUUGCUCUCCUACUGAGUUCCUUCAGUGCCGAUAACUUGAGCGCCCCAGAUGACGAUGGGGAAAUGAACAACCUGCAGAUAGCCAUUGCUAGAAUACAUAGGGGUAUUGCCUUUGCCAAACAAAGCGUCAUGGAUUUUUUCCGCAGUUUAUUUACCAAGCCCAAAAAAAGUGGAGACACUUUCAUAACAAGUUUGUCUGGAAAGAAUAGGAACAAAAACAACAUCAAUCCACACAAUCAUAUCAACAUGUCCAAUACUGGAAAAGAAAAGGAUGACUACAUGGAGGGGACUAAUACCAAUGGUGGGAUCGCAAAAAGCGGAGAAAAAUAUGUUGUGAGUGAAAGUGGAGAUUACAUGAUCACCCCUCAUCUCUCCGGAUGUGUUCCCAUUGCUAUGGGUGAAUCCGAUGUGGAGUAUCAUGAUGACGAUGAGCAGAGUAUCUUUACGGAUGUAGAGAAUGGCAAAGAGAGACAGGGUGACAGCAUUUCGGAGUGCAGCACGGUGGAUCUAAGAAAAUCCCGAGAACUCAUUGAGCAACCGCAGGACGCUUCAGAAGAGUGCAUGGAUCCUGAAGAGUGCUUUACAGAAGGCUGCAUACGGUAUUGUCCAUGCUGUCAGGUUGACAUCACGAAAGGAGUUGGUAAAAUAUGGUGGAAAAUAAGGAAGACUUGCUUCAGGAUAGUCGAACACAACUGGUUUGAGAGUUUUAUCAUCUUCAUGAUUCUUCUCAGCAGUGGAGCAUUGGCAUUUGAAGAUAUUUAUAUCGACAAGAAAAAAGCUCUGAAAAUUAUUUUGGAGUAUGCCGACAAAGUGUUCACAUACGUCUUUGUUCUUGAGAUGCUCCUUAAAUGGGUGGCCUAUGGCUUCAAGAAGUACUUUACCAAUGCAUGGUGUUGGCUGGAUUUCUUCAUAGUUGGUGUGUCUUUAAUAAGCCUCAUAGCAACUGCACUGGGAUUCUCCGACUUUGGUCCUAUUAAAUCUCUUAGGACCCUCAGAGCUUUGAGACCAUUAAGGGCUUUAUCACGGUUUGAAGGGAUGAGGGUCGUAGUGAAUGCCUUAAUAGGGGCUAUCCCAUCCAUCAUGAAUGUGCUGCUGGUGUGUCUUAUUUUCUGGCUAAUUUUUAGCAUCAUGGGAGUGAAUUUAUUUGCCGGAAAAUUUGGAAAAUGUGUGUACGCGGAGAACAAGACAGAAGUGGAUGUGUCUAUAGUAGACAAUAUGGAUAUGUGUAAAGCUUUGAUGAAUGUGACAGACGUCUAUUGGACAAAUGUCAAAGUCAACUUUGAUAAUGUUGGGGCAGGUUAUCUGGCUCUGCUUCAAGUGGCAACGUUUAAAGGGUGGAUGGAUAUCAUGUAUGCUGCUGUAGACUCACGUGAAGUUAAGCAACAGCCGAUAUAUGAAAACAGUAAAUACAUGUACCUGUACUUUGUCAUAUUCAUCAUCUUUGGAUCCUUCUUCACUCUGAACCUUUUCAUUGGUGUGAUUAUAGACAAUUUCAAUCAACAAAAGAAAAAGUUAGGGGGCCAGGAUAUUUUUAUGACAGAGGAACAGAAAAAAUAUUACAAUGCUAUGAAGAAGUUGGGGUCAAAAAAGCCACAGAAACCAAUUCCAAGGCCACAGAACAAGUUUCAAGGAUUUUUCUUUGAUGUUGUGACCAGACAAGCCUUCGACAUUACCAUCAUGGUCCUUAUAUGCCUUAAUAUGGUUACCAUGAUGGUUGAAACAGAUGAGCAAUCUGAGGACAUUGAGAACUUAUUGUACAAUAUCAACCUGGCCUUUGUGGUAAUUUUCUCUGGAGAAUGUUUAUUUAAAAUCCUGGCUCUCAGGUACUACUACUUCACAAUCGGAUGGAAUAUCUUUGAUUUCGUGGUGGUGAUUCUUUCCGUUGUUGGCAUUGUGCUUUCAGAUAUCAUCAAAAACUAUUUUGUGUCUCCGACCUUGUUCAGGAUAAUACGUUUAGCACGAAUUGGACGUGUUCUCCGACUAAUCAGAGGAGCCAAAGGAAUAAGGACUCUCUUAUUUGCCUUAAUGAUGUCCCUCCCUGCUCUUUUUAAUAUUGGUCUUUUGCUUUUCCUUGUUAUGUUCAUAUAUGCCAUUUUUGGCAUGUCAAACUUUGCAUAUGUAAAGAAGGAGGGUGGGAUUGAUGACAUGUUUAAUUUUGAAACAUUUGGAAACAGUAUGAUUUGUCUUUUCCAAAUCACUACAUCAGCUGGAUGGGAUGGUCUUCUCAGCCCUAUAUUAAACAGCAAGGAACCUGAUUGUGAUCCCACCAUGCCAAACCCAGGAAGCACUACUGUUGGAAACUGCGGGAAUCCUCCUGUGGGAAUCGUCUUCUUUGUUAGUUAUAUUAUCAUAUCAUUUCUUAUUGUUGUUAACAUGUACAUAGCCAUUAUUUUGGAAAACUUCAGUGUGGCAACAGAGGAAAGUACAGAGCCUCUAAGUGAAGAUGACUUUGAAAUGUUUUAUGAAGUCUGGGAGAAAUUUGACCCAGAGGCAACACAGUUCAUAGAUUACUCUGUCCUUUCUACAUUCGCAGACUCGCUUGCUGAGCCCUUACGUAUACCGUUACCAAAUAAGAUUAAGCUGAUAGCAAUGGACUUGCCUAUGGUUAGUGGUGAUAGGAUUCAUUGCUUGGAUAUUUUAUUUGCAUUCACCAAAAGAGUUCUUGGAGAAUCUGGAGAGAUGGAUACUCUAAAGAUACAAAUGGAAGAAAAAUUUAUGGCGGCUAACCCAUCAAAAAUUUCCUAUGAACCCAUUACAACCACUCUAAGGCGUAAACAAGAAGAGGUGUCUGCCUGUAUCAUCCAAAGAGCCUACAGGAGGCAUUUGCUUUACCGUUCCAUGAGACAAGCCUCAUUCCUUUAUCGUCACAGGUCAUGUGAUGAUAACAUCAUCGAAGAAGAUGCCCCAGAAAAAGAGGGUCUUAUUGCAAUCAUGAUGAAUGAAAAUUACGGGCGUCAUUUGAAUAAAAUGGAAUCUUUGUCUUCGACUUCAUUUCCACCUUCAUACGACAGUGUAACCAGGGACACAUGUGACAAUAUCACAAUGGAAGACUCUUCCAAAAACGACGAGUCCACAGAUUGUAAAAUAUGUGCAGACAGAGACAAAGAAUCGUUUGUAUAACCAUUGUUUUUGAUAUUGUUUACAGAAUGUUACAAUGUAAAAGUGCACAACAGUUCUGGCAGCCUUCAUAUUCAAUUUAUUUGCUAAUAAAAGGAAUUAACUUUUCAACUUGAACUACUGGGAACGAAUGCUUUACAACCUUUGACUCAAUGUUAGUCAACUUUGCUUUAUAUUUCUACAUCAAGAACUUAUGCAGCCUAAAAAGUAAUAACAGUGGCGUGGUUAUGAGUAUGCUAAUGUGUAAAAGAGUAAUGCAAUGUAUCUCUAUACACAGACAAAGCCUGACUGUAUACAUUCAUUUAUGGUCUUAUACUAGUGUGUUUAGUAAAGGUUAUAUAUGACCUUGCAUCUAAGUUGAAUCCAAAUAUCACAAGCUGCUGUAGCAAAAAUAUAUACACUUACUGUAUAUGUCAUGAAUGGUCUUUCAGAAAUUUAUAUUUGAUAUUUUUUUUACUUGCAAAAAAAAUUCUUUUUUUCAAGGGGAGUGCAGAUAACUAUUUAGAUAUCUGCAUUAUAAACUCUCAAAUUAUGUAAUAUAAAAAAAAAAAAGAAAAAAAUAAUUCUCGGAUCGUGCUGCUGAAAAUUGUUACAAAACAUUUGAACUGUUAUCACAAGCUGACGUGUAAAUGCUUGGCAUGGGUAAUGCAAAUAAAGCUUUUUAAAAAGGG
Messenger RNA from Hyla sarda, 7728 nucleotides. RefSeq names its product sodium channel protein type 4 subunit alpha B-like. Gene Ontology annotation, molecular function: voltage-gated sodium channel activity. Bases 1097 to 7060 code for a protein of 1987 amino acids. The record is from RefSeq and is a predicted model, not a curated record. NCBI's taxonomy places the organism in Eukaryota, Metazoa, Chordata, Amphibia, Anura, Hylidae. The transcript has 29 exons. Gene Ontology annotation, biological process: neuronal action potential; membrane depolarization during action potential; sodium ion transmembrane transport. Gene Ontology annotation, cellular component: voltage-gated sodium channel complex; plasma membrane; axon.